AUGAAUUAAUAUUACUAUAACUUACCACCUAAACCAUCCAAACCAACUACAGUUGCACCACAAACUCAAAAGAAAUUACUUAAAGAUCAAUAUGAAAUUUUAUAGAUUGAGUUAGGAAGUGGAACUUAUGGCAAAGUUAAAUUGGCAUUGAAUCAUGCUAUUAAUAAAAAAUAUGCAAUAAAAAUAGUAUUUAUUUAACAAAUAUAGAUAUCUAAAAGCUAUAUGAAACAAAUAUUUGCAACUUAGCACAUUUUAAAUGAAUUGAAUUAUUUAUAAGGAUGCAAACAUAAAAAUAUUGUAGAAUACAUUGAACAUUUUGAGGACAGAGAUAAUAUAUAUAUAAUAUUAGAAUAUUGCAGACAUGGAACCUUAUAGGAUUUGAUUAGAAAAAAAAAUAAAUUAACUGAAGAAGAAGCAUUCCAUUAUUUUUAUUAAAUAGCAUAAGCUAUCCUCUAUUUACAUGAAAAAGAUAUUAUUCAUAGAGAUAUAAAAGCUGAUAAUAUAUUAUUGUAAAAUAGUAAUGUUAAAGUCUGUGAUUUUAAUUGGUCAACUUUCUUACCAAAUGGUGGUAAAGCCAAACCUUGUAUUUGUGGUACAACUGAAUACAUGCCACCAGAAGUAAUAAAAAAAGAAAGUCACGACAAAGGAGUAGAUAUCUGGGCCUUGGGAAUUCUAUUAUAUGUACCUCAAAUUCAUUAAUAAUUUUACAGUAUAUGUUACAUGGUGAAUUAUUAUUUAGAGCCAAAUAAAAAGAAGAGUUAUACGAAAAAAUUUGUAAUAGAUAACCAAUUAAAUUUAAUGAAAACCUAUCUAAAGAAUGUUAAUUUUUAUUUCAAUAAAUGUUAGCACAUUAAAAACGAAUUAAUAUAUAGCAAGUUUUGAAUUCAGAUUGGGUAAUCAAAAUGUUAAAAUGCAAAAAUAAUUCACAUUUUAUUCAAUUAACUCCAAUCAAAUGUCGUUCAACUACUUAAGAAUCAACUAGAUUUAGUGUUGUAUCUGAUUCUACUCAUUUUUCCAGUUCUAAAUUUACUGCUAAAUCUCAAGAUAUUGAGUCACCUGAAAAAUAAAGCAAUAUAAAUUAAGCACCUUAAGAUUAGCAUCCAAAGAAAGUUAAUAGUUCUGCUUUAGAUUAAAACAAUCCUGCUUUCAGGGUUGAGAAAAAAUAUUGUUAUUGA
Paramecium pentaurelia is the source of this 1175-nucleotide messenger RNA. The record is from the annotation of a GenBank genome assembly. Lineage: Eukaryota; Ciliophora; Oligohymenophorea; Peniculida; Parameciidae.